Corticium candelabrum is the source of this 1636-nucleotide messenger RNA. RefSeq names its product spondin-2-like. Bases 15 to 1418 code for a protein of 467 amino acids. The record is from RefSeq and is a predicted model, not a curated record. NCBI's taxonomy places the organism in Eukaryota, Metazoa, Porifera, Homoscleromorpha, Homosclerophorida, Plakinidae. Gene Ontology annotation, cellular component: extracellular matrix. Gene Ontology annotation, biological process: cell adhesion. The transcript has a single exon.
UCCUAAACGGAUUCAUGAUGCCGUCCUAUCUCAAUCUCAUAAUCUGUAGUCUAUCUGUCUGCCUGUCGCUCUUUGGUCAUUCGUCUGGAUGCGGAUGGACUUCAGAGAAUGAUAUUCAGUGCGACUGUGUUGCCACGUACACAGUCACGUUCAGAACCUUAUGGUCAGCUCAAAGUCAUCCCAAAGAUUACCCGAGAUCAGCACAUUGGUCACCAUUGGUAGGAGGAAGUCACAAUUCUAACUACACCAUGUGGGCACCAGGUGGAAUGUCAUCCCGAGGGGUGCAAAAUGUGGCCGAAUUUGGUGGCACCUCCACGCUGUGCAACGAAAUGCAGCAAUCAAGAAGUGUUUAUGACACCCUGCGGUUGUCUGGCAUCUCUCCUGGCACUGGAACAAGGACUGGACAACUGACUUUGGGUUGUUCGUACUCUCUAGUCUCUCUUGUUUCUAUGAUAGCUCCAAGUCCAGACUGGAUUGUCGGUGUACACAGCUUGAACCUAAGAAAUGGCACUUCCUGGAUUAGUUCUUACUCUGUCGACUUGUUUCCAUAUGAUGCUGGCACAGACAGUGGCUUAACAUUUACAGCUCCAAAUCAAAGAACAAACCCCAAGGAACCAAUUUAUCGGCUAACAGAGACAAAUCCAGACGACCAACGAAGCUCCUUUUAUGGAACAAGAAUGGUAGCUAGAAUGGCUGUUUUGAAUUUCGAUCUACUUUCACAAACAUGUCCAACAUCUCCACCUAAAAGUUUGCCAACUCCAUCUCCAAGUGUAGAGACUGUCCAGACGAGUGAAUCUACAGUCUGCAAUGGCACCAUUUCGUACUUAAUUAGAUUUCAAGGUAUGUGGUCCAACGACACUCUUCCAAGACAAUUUCCACCUAAAGCUCGUUUUAGUCAUCUGACUGGUGGAAGUCAUUCAUCCAACUACACCCUGUGGAGACCUGGAGAUCGUGUAGUUGCAAAGAGUGUUAUAGACUUGGUGUCUAAAGGUCAAAACAAAGGACUAAAGAAAGCGAUGAAAAAGGACAAAAGAGUACUACAUGUUGUUGCUUUGAAAGGAAAAUCUGGUGCAAGACGAACAAAACGACAAAUUGAUCUCGAUGCUUCGCAUACAUUUGUGUCGUUGAUGGGCAAGAUAACUCCUAGUCCUGAUUGGUUUAUCGGUGUCUCUCAUGUAAACUUGUGCAACAACGUGACGGGCUGGGUUACCAAACAUAGUGUUGAUCUCUUCCCUUAUGAUGCCGGUCUCAACAGUCAAGUCACGUUUGUAAAAUCACGGACUUCGAUGUCUAGCAAACUACAAGAACCCGAACCAAUCUACAGGAUCACUGGAUCGAAACCAAACAAUUCCGAAGGUUCAUUUUAUGGCUACAAUCCAGUGCCAAGGUUGGGUGUACUGACAUUCCAGAAGAUGUGAUGUCUAGCACUAGAUCAUGUGCAAAUGCGUGAAAACUGAUAAACAGUGACAGUUGCGAGUUGUUAAUUAAUCCAAUGUCAACUUUUGCGUCAUUGAAAUCAAUGUAUUAGUGGUAUGUACUGUACACGUCCUCUAGCUUUAGUCUAGAUCGACUAUCACGUUUUAGCUGAAUUGGUUCUAGUUAGCUAUAUUUAAUUAGACAAGCAGUUUUGAACUAG